Messenger RNA from Monascus purpureus, 558 nucleotides. The record is from the annotation of a GenBank genome assembly. NCBI's taxonomy places the organism in Eukaryota, Fungi, Ascomycota, Eurotiomycetes, Eurotiales, Aspergillaceae.
AUGCAAUACAGAGCUGCGUCACUCGCCUGUACAUCCGUCAGUUUGCAGCUUGUUGCUUCCGCAUUCCUCAUCAUUAUAUCCACUAUGUCCACUAUGUUUUCGAGAACUAUUUUUUCAUCUGCAUUGCGGCCACUGAGUAGGCCUGCACACCUCUCGCAACCUAUCCGUCCCCCAACUUUCCGGGUACCUUCUGCCCUUUAUGCGCGGCUUCUCUCUACCGAGACAAGGGAAGCGAUCGAUAAAGCCGUCGCGUCUGCCCCCGUUGUUCUCUUUAUGAAAGGCACACCAGAGACCCCACAAUGCGGAUUCUCGCGAGCCAGCAUACAGAUCCUGGGAUUGCAGGGUGUAGACCCCAAGAAGUUUGUUGCGUUCAACGUGCUGGAGGACCCGGAGCUGCGUCAAGGUAUCAAAGAAUACUCGGAUUGGCCAACAAUACCGCAACUGUACGUGGAUAAAGAAUUCAUUGGUGGUUGCGAUAUUUUGAUGUCGAUGCACAGAAAUGGUGAGCUCUCCAAACUCCUAGAGGAUAAGGGAGUUUUGGUGGCAGCAGAUCAAUAG